Messenger RNA from Dermacentor andersoni, 1166 nucleotides. The record is from RefSeq and is a predicted model, not a curated record. NCBI's taxonomy places the organism in Eukaryota, Metazoa, Arthropoda, Arachnida, Ixodida, Ixodidae.
GGUAGGGUCCUAUACAAAUGUACCCGCGGUUCUAGCACCGGGUUCUGCAAAAUUUGAGAUGUGUUGAGGGCGAAGUGCCGUCUCCGACCCCGCCGGAUACGACAGCAAUCACGGAGAUCGCCGACUAGUUCGGCAUGUCCGUGCUGUCCCCCACUAAAAAUUCGGGUUGCGCUGAGCGUGGAGUCCGGAUCCGAACCCACCAGCGAUGACUGUAUUGACGGAUAUCACCGACUGGUUACACAGUUUGCCCGUCUUCACACGCUGCUGGUUCGGGUUGUCCGUGCUGUUCCCCAUUCUCAGCCGCUUCGGGCUGGUGGACCCUCAGUAUUUAGUACUCAGUUACGUCGACUUCCUCAAAGGCCUUCAGAUAUGGCGGCCAGUCACAGCCAUGUUCGUCUACCCAAUGAAUUUCCACUACCUGGAGAAUCUUUACAUCCUGUGCACAUACUCCACACGCCUGGAAACAGGUCACUUUGAUGGGAACCCGGCGCAUUACCUCUUCAUGCUACUUUUCAACUGGAUCUGCAUAGUUAUUGUCGCCCUCCUAUCAGACCUGCUUCUCCUCAUGGACCCCAUGGUGCUGAGUGUCCUUUACGUCUGGUGUCAGCUCCACGAGAACGUCAUCGUCAACUUCUGGUUUGGCACUCAAUUCAGGGCCAUCUACAUUCCUUGGGUCUUGUUUGUGCUUAACUUGAUGAUCAGUGGCGGGGGCCUGUAUGAGCUCAUCGGCAUCCUGGUGGGACACCUCUCAUAUCUCCUGUUCACGUAACUGCAACUCUCGGUGCUACAGAUGUCGCGCCAUGCGCAUGUGAAGGGAUUGUUUACGUGAUUGAAAAGAUGGCGGCUUCAGCUAUUUCACCCUGCUAAAGCGAAAGGUAGUCUUUUCGAAACAAGGAAUACAAAAAAAUUGAAACACUGAAUAACUUUUUGAGAUAAACAUAUUGGGCUUGUUAACCAGCAUAACAUUGUUGGAUAAUCUUUCUUGUUGAAGUGGGUAUGCUUAUUGUAAUAAUAUUCGGAGUAAGUUUUCUGCCCUGCAUGAGGUGCUGGCGCGCUCUUGAGCUCUCAUGCCGGUAAUAACCAAGCCGCCAAUUUAUCACGCACUGUUUACCUCGCAAUUUAACUAUUGUAGUUUAGUUCGGCAGACCACAUGACAAACAUGAAUA